Messenger RNA from Ziziphus jujuba (common jujube), 1763 nucleotides. RefSeq names its product alcohol acyl transferase 1 allele RGa-like. Bases 118 to 1494 code for a protein of 458 amino acids. The record is from RefSeq and is a predicted model, not a curated record. The transcript has 2 exons. Lineage: Eukaryota; Viridiplantae; Streptophyta; Magnoliopsida; Rosales; Rhamnaceae.
UCCUGGAUCUAUAAGUAUCAACUCUAAAACACAUAUUUCCCACAAAAUGAAAAUAUCAUUCUCUCUUUGACCCUCUCCUCUUUGCUUUGCUUUCUAUACAUCUCAACUUUCCAUACCAUGGAAACGGUAACACCAAUUUCCAACCUCACCUUCAAGGUGAAAAGGCGUGAGCCAGAUCUAAUUGUUCCUUCAAAGCCAACACCUCAUGAAGUUAAGAAACUCUCGGAUGUUGAUAACCAGAAAGGCUUGAGGCUUCACACUGUUGCAGUCUGGUUUUACAAGAAUAGUCCUUCAAUGGAAGGGAAAGACCCCGUUAAGGUGAUCAGGGAAGCAAUUGGUAAAGCACUUGUGUAUUACUAUCCGUUAGCUGGACGGCUCAAGGAAGACUCCAAUGGCAAACUUAUGGUGGAUUGUAAUGCCAAAGGAGUGUAUUUCAUUGAGGCUGAUGCCGAUGUCAAGCUUGAGCAACUAGGCCACAAAAUUAUUCAACCUCCAUUUCCAUAUCUUCAAGAGGUUCUCUAUCAUGUUCCUGGCUCGGAUAAAGUUAUCGAUGGUCCUUUGUGGUUGAUACAGGUGACUCGUCUAAGAUGUGGGGGUUUUAUUGUGGCAACACGUCAUAACCACACGAUGGUCGAUGCAUUUGGGGCUGGUCAGUUCAUGAAUGCAGUCGGGGAGAUGGCAAGAGGUGCACAACACCCAUCUGUUCUGCCUGUGUGGCAUAGAGAGCUCUUAGAAGCUCAAAAACCGCCACGAGUAACUCGUAUACACCAUGAAUACCAACGAGAUAUUGAUGAUGCUAAGCUAGAUAUUGAUAUGACAAACCUAGCCCAUCUCUCAUUCGUAUUCGGUCCUGAUCAAAUAAAUGCCAUUCGAAAGCAUCUUCCACCACACCUUGCUACUUGCUCUCGUUUCGAGUUAAUAACAGCUUGUAUAUGGAAAUGUCGAACACUUGCACUAAAUUUGGAUCCUAAGGAGGUUGUUCAAGUUACAUGCGCGUUCAAUGGCCGUGGCAAGAACUUUGGUUUAAAUCUGCCUUUAGGUUACUAUGGCAAUGCAGUUUUCUUCCUAAAUGCUAUCUCAAUGGCUGGAGUUUUGUGCAAAAAUCCACUGGGAUAUGCAUUGGAGUUGCUAAAGAAAGCUAGGUCGAAAAUGGAUGAAGAUCAUAUAAGAUCGGUUACCAAUUUUAUUGUAACUAAAAACCCUCCUGGUUAUAAGAUCAAAAGGAACUUUAUUAUUUCGGAUUUGACAAAAGUUGGAUUCGCAGAAGUGGAUUUAGGGUGGGGUUGCGCGGAGUUUGCUGGAAAUCCCGGUUCAUAUCCUAUGGUGACACAUUAUAAACACCACAAGAGUAACAAUGUGGAUUAUGGGAUUAUUGUGCCAAUUUGUUUGCCAUUGUUGGACAUGAAGAGGUUCAAAGAUGAGCUUAAGAAGAUGAUUGAGGGGCCCAUUACUUGUGAAACUAUUCAACCUGCUAAGAUAUUAUCCAUGCUAUAAGUAGCUGGCUAGUUUUGAAUAAUUUGUGCUUGGAAAAUUCUUUUACUUGGUCUAGGAUAUAUAUGAAAGUUGUAUUGUGUAUGUAAUUUGACUCCUUGCUGCUAUUAAAGAUAAUGUCAAAGAAGAAAUGGUCAACGUUGUAUUGAUUGGAAAAAGUCAAGGAGGUUUAUUGUUGAUUAAAUAUUGUAUUUUAUCUUAUUUUAUAAGUUGUUGUGUGUUGUAAUUUGGUGUUUAUAGAGAAAGGGGAUGUCGUUUACCAUUUUAGGCAA